GGGGAAAGAAAAGACAAGAUAAAAUGCCCUUGGUAAGGCAAGAAACUGCUCAAAUCUUGUGAAAACAUUGCCGUCGGUGUCUUUGUUCGCACCUUCCGCAAAUCGCCUUGCGAUACUCGACUUUGUCACGUGUUGUGGUCUCCGCUAAUCACGCCCUACUAUCAACAUCCAAAUCCUUCGACUAACAACAUAAAGCCAAGCACCGCAUCCUAUCAGAAACUCGUCACUAACAAUGUCCUCACAUAUCCCUCACCUCGUUCUACCACGCCCAGGCGCAGAAUCUCUACUAUCUAACUCGCCAAUCCCUGCCCCUGUUGAGAAAUCUUUCACGUCUGCUUUCGGCACCCUGCUCCCACCGGUCCGGUAUCUCACCAACAACAAUGCAAAAGCCGCAUACUACUCGAUACCUCCAUCCUCGUCUCCAGAAUUAGACAAAAAAUCGCCCGAGCGUGUGCUCUUCAUCCACGGCGUGCAGACUCCCGCUUUAGGUAUGCUUCCGUUAGCUCGCAAGCUACAUGCAUCUAUUCCUUCGGCGCAUUUUGUAUUGAUUGAUUUAUGGGGCCAUGGACUGAGCGACACCCCAAUUGCUUCUCAUGAGGCGGGCCUAUUCUACGGGCUGAUUGACACGCUACUGGAUCAUCUAGAAUGGCCGUUUGCACACCUUGUAGGCUUCUCCUUUGGCGCAUCGUUGACAGCUGGUUAUGUUGCAUCACGGGCUACGCGUGUCCAAAACUAUGUGUUGGUUGCACCUGCGGGACUUGUCAAGCGUUCCUCUCUCACGCCGGCUGAACAAGAACAUUUCCAACAUGACUGCGACGAGGAUGCUGCGCGGCAAUGGGUCGCGACCUGGCUCGAGGGCGGAGAGCUAAUUGUCCCAUCGGAUUGGAAAGAAAGAGUUGCACGGGGAGAAGUAGUGGCCGAAGCUAUACGUGAGUGGCAGGCCCGCAAUCACCCUGGACACACGGCAUCCGUAGUCGCUAUUGUCCGGGAUGGCGGUGUGAUGGAUAACCACGAGAGUUUCGAGAAAGCGGUGGUAACAGGUGUACCCUCGAUGGUGGUGUUGGGAGAGAAAGACGAUCUGUGUACAGAACAAGAGCUACGAAACUUUGGUUUCGACAGUGUUUUCGUCGUCCCAAACGCUGGACACGGUGUGGUGCGGGACAAAGUACCAGAAGUCGCAGGGUUCAUUGUCGAGUUUUGGAGAGGAUAAAGGGAGAAGUUUCGCAAUACGCCACUCACGUCAGCACCUUCAUAAGAUAUUGAAGCCGCGUCCCAAUAUUCUUGACCGCUGUUGUCUGGACAAGGGAUUACGUUAAAUCAAUUUGCAAUGCAAUGCUUUCUUCUCAACACGUCGUCGACUCAGGAAGCCAGUCAGCU
This is a messenger RNA of Bipolaris sorokiniana ND90Pr, 1377 nucleotides long. RefSeq lists its product as uncharacterized. The transcript has a single exon. The record is from RefSeq and is a predicted model, not a curated record. The coding region runs from base 491 to 1210 and encodes 239 amino acids. Lineage: Eukaryota; Fungi; Ascomycota; Dothideomycetes; Pleosporales; Pleosporaceae.